Conger conger (European conger) is the source of this 4529-nucleotide messenger RNA. RefSeq names its product dymeclin (gene dym). Bases 238 to 2253 code for a protein of 671 amino acids. The record is from RefSeq and is a predicted model, not a curated record. The transcript has 17 exons. Lineage: Eukaryota; Metazoa; Chordata; Actinopteri; Anguilliformes; Congridae. Gene Ontology annotation, biological process: Golgi organization. Gene Ontology annotation, cellular component: Golgi apparatus.
GGCUACGUGGAAACAUGGAGGAGUAAAGCAGAAAUCGGCAGCCAUCGGUGGUAUUGAAAUUAGUUAAUAAUUACCAGACAGCGUCCCGUCGAUAUAAAAGUUGUGGAAGAGUCACUGAACAUCCGGACAAAGAACACUCCCUAGGAAAAGCUGUCACUGACAUCAAUCAGUGAGAAUUUUAAAGGGUCCGGCCCUGUGGGAGAUGAGGCUUUGAGGUGGGCUGAACAGGACCAGGAGAUGGGAGCCAACAUCAGCCAGGUCAGCGACCUGUCGGAGAACCAGAGCCUCAGAACCCUGAUCGGCACCGAGUCCGUGUCGGAGAACGACCCGUUCUGGAACCAGCUCAUCUCUUUCACCUUCACCAGUCCCACCAACAGUGGGGACUCCAAACUUUUGGAAGAAGCCGUCAUCCCACUUGCCAAGAUCUUCAUCGAGAACAAUCCCAGAACAGGAAACUUUGGAGCCCUUGUGAGAGUCUUCCUCGGAAGAACUAAGGAGCUGAAAAUAUCCACGGAAUGCCAGGAUCAGCUGUUCAUCUGGCAGGCACACAAUGCCCUCUUCAUGAUCCGCUGCCUGCUGAAAGUCUUCAUCAGGGAGAUGAGCGAGGACGACCUGCAGUUGCAGUUCUCCUACCAGGAGAGGGCGCCAGGCUCCUGCGAGCCCGUGACUGAAGGCCUUCUGGAGGAGGUGAUCUGCAACCUGGUGCAUCUGAUCGUGGAGGUGCCCCUGCUGGACAUCACCUACAGCGUACUGUUCGAGGCUGUCACCUCGCUCCUCGUCCUGCUGUCCUACCAGCUCCUCCACAAGGAGAUCCUGAGGGAGGGGCUGGUGUACAAGUACCUGAUGCAGGGCCGAUGUUUGGACCUCACCAGCCGAUUGGUUAAGACCCUGCUUUACAACUUCAUCAGACAGGAGAAGUGCCCGCCCCCAGUCACCCACAUAUUCGAACCCCAGUCUGAGGGCGGAGGACUGCUCUACGGCCUAGCCUCAGGAGUCGCAAGUGGGCUGUGGACUGUGUUUACCCUGGGCGGAGCCGGGAGCAAGCCCAAUCCCGACCAAGAGCAGAACCCUCUGCCGCUGUCCAAUCAGAGUCUUCUGCUGCUGCUGGUGCUCGCCAACCUGACUGACGGUCCAGACUGCCCCAACCCCUACAGACAGGCCGUCACGUCCUUCAAGAACACACAGGACACGUCCUCCAUCCCCUCGCCUCACCCGCACACCUUCCAGAUCAACUUCAACAGCCUGUACACGGCCCUGUGCGACCAGCAGCGGUCCGACCAGGCCACCCUGCUGCUCUACACGCUGCUGCACCAAAACACCAACGUGCGCACGUACGUGCUGUCGCGCACCGACAUGGAGAACCUGGUCAUGCCGAUCCUGGAGAUCCUGUACCACGUGGAGGACAGGAACUCCCACCACGUCUACAUGGCCCUCAUCAUCCUCCUCAUCCUCACGGAGGACGACACCUUCAACCGCUCCAUUCAUGAAGUGAUUCUGAAGAACAUAACCUGGUACACAGAGCGAUGUCUGACGGAGAUUUCCCUGGGCAGCCUGCUGAUUCUGGUGGUGAUCCGGACGAUCCAGUUCAACAUGACCCGGACGCGGGACAAAUACCUCCACACCAACUGCCUAGCAGCUCUGGCCAACAUGUCGGCCCAGUUCCGCUGCCUGCACCAGUACGCAGCUCAGAGGAUCAUCAGCCUGUUUGCCCUGCUCUCCAAGAAGCACAACAAGGUCCUGGAGCAGGCCACGCAGUCCCUGAGGGGGCCGCUGGGCUCGGACAACAGCGCCGCCCUGCCUGACUACGCUCAAGACCUGAACGUGAUCGAGGAGGUGAUCCGCAUGAUGCUAGAGAUAAUAAACUCCUGCCUGGCCAACUCCCUGCACCACAACCCCAACCUGGUGUACGCCCUGCUGUACAAGAGGGAGCUCUUUGAGCAGUUCCGGUCCCACCCGUCCUUCCAGGACAUCAUGCAGAACCUCGACACGGUCAUCGGGUUCUUCAGCACGCGUCUGGAGCAGGCGGGAACAGACCUCUCCGUGGAGCGGGUUCAGGAGGUCAUCAAGAAAGGAGCCGUGGCCCUGCCCAAAGACCGCCUGAAGAAGUUUCCAGAGCUGAAGUUCAAAUAUGUGGAGGAGGACCAGCCCGAGGAUUUCUUCGUCCCGUAUGUCUGGUCUCUGGUCUUCAACUCCGGGGUGGGCCUUCACUGGAGCCCUCAGGGCAUCGAGCUCUUCAGCAUGGACUCUGGUUGAGUGGGGGCGGGUGUGUUUGUGUGUGUAUCUGUCUGCUUGUGUGUGCACUCCCUUAUGUGUAUGGGCACGUGUCAGCUGAUCAGCACUGGCAGUGACUGUGCUUGAGCUUACACAUUAGUGCAUCCACACGCCUGUGUGUGUGUGUGUGUGUGUGUGUGUGUGUGUGUGUGUGUGUGUGUGAGAGAGUGUGUCUGUAUGUGUGUGUAUCCUUCUGCUUGUGUGUACACAUUAGUGCAUCCACACGCCUGUGUGUGUGUGUGUGUGUGUGUGUGUGUGUGUGUGAGAGAGUGUGUCUGUAUGUGUGUGUAUCCUUCUGCUUGUGUGUACACAUUAGUGCAUCCACACGCCUGUGUGUGUGUGUGUGUGUGUGUGUGUGUGUGUGUGUGUGUGUGUGUGUGUGUGUGUGAGAGUGUUUGUAUGUGUGUGUAUCCUUCUGCUUGUGUGUACACAUUUGUGCAUCUACAUGCUUGUGUGUGAGUGUGUGAGUGUAAGAGAGAUGUACAAAUGUUUCUGUAAGUAGCUUUGGAAGUGCCUCCAUCCAAACCCAACAGAAGAGUUUCUGGUCGUUCUUUUGUUGUUUGCUGUCCGUUUUCAUUCAAAGGAGCACUACAGCACACAGUUUUUCCUGUUCAUGUUCAAAGAUGGUCACAGACACUUUUUUGGUUUCUCGGCUGAUGGUAGCAGAGAGAAUGUGAAGCCGUGUAGGCACCUCCACGGCGAUGGCUUUGGAUGUUCAGUCGCACUGAAUUAUGGGUACAGGACGAUAACAUUGCAAAGGCUACGUCAGUAUUUUAAAAAGCUUUGCUUCCCUGCUUUAUAUGAGGCCCCAGUUGUACAAAACCACUUCAGAUAUUCGUUUGAAACAACCUUGAUGAAAGAAGAAAUGAUUUGGUUUUCUUCCUGACCCGCUGACAGGAUUUGUUUGGAAAAGGUCAGAAAAAGGGAGAAGAAGACAGGAGCCAAACAUUUCAGUCCGCAGAACUCACAAGAUUCCCUCUAAAGACCUUGUCGUUCUCCUCCUCCACCCCCCACUGAAAAUUGCUACAAAACUGUUUCAUUUUAGUAUAAUGAAGAGAAAAAUAAAACUCAAGCCGCCCAGUCUUUCAAGGACUGGACUCAUUUGUAAAUCUGCAGAUUUGUACAACACAACUCGAGCGCAGAUUUAAUCGUUAUUAUUGCAUGGCUGAGAACCAAAACAUACUUGUACCAUUGCCUGCUAGCUGAGGGGAUUGUAAAACAUUAAGUGAACCCUAUGUUUUGAUGUGCACAAUCUUUUUUUCAUUUUCAAAAUUUUAUCUGAUAUUUUUUUGUAAUUUAUUUAUUUAUUUCCACUUAGGAGUUAGUAAUGUUAGGACCCCAAAUGAACAUUUAGGAUUAUAUCAGUAGAACCAACUAGGAUUGACUUUUCCCCACUUAAUUUGUGUUCACAACCUUUGGGACACAACACAACGACGGGCGGCAGCUGAGAAACAAAUUCUGUUUUUUUGGGGGUUUUUUUAACAAAUAGGAGGGCAGACAGUGUGUACAAAUUUACAUUUAACGGUUAGCUACACGUUCAACAUUUAAAUGAUCCGAUUACCAUAUAGUUCAGGGAUGGCAUGAUUGUUAUUGUUUUGACAAUUACAAACGGCAUGUUUGUGGCAUUUAUCCCAUUGAUUCGUUCCAGAGAAUCUGGAAAGGCAUUUUUUUUUUUUUUUUUUUUUGGGGUAUUUUCCUAUGUCUUGUUUUACAUAAAAAGUAGAAGAGGAAGAUGCUGCGUUUAUUGUAUACAUUGUACAAUGUGAUAAGUAGGCAUCAGCCUGAGCUGAAGAUGCUGCUGGGAGGGUCAGGCUGUGCGGUUCAGUCCCCCCCCCCCCCCCCCCGGCUUUACUCUAACGCCGCGAGGCGGUCAGCGCUGUUACACGACGGAUCUCUGCACAAAUAAUACGGAUUUCUCACCGAUUUCUUAUUUCGCUGGUGUGUGUUUAUGGACGUGCGUCGAUUAUUGAAAUUAAAAGAUAUUUUAUUUAUUUUACACGCCGAAACGCAGCCGAGGACGGCUGAAGGUAGGCUUUGCGGUUGCUUGCAUGUACGGACAUAACUCUGGAAUGUUACUAUACUCUCAGGUAACAGAAUGACGAGAAAUAAUAUAUUUUACAAAUUAAAAAGACUAGGCUUAAAUUUGAGACUAUGAGAAUAUCUUCCCCAGAGCCUCUUUCUGCUUACAAUGCAAUGGUUUUCUUCCCCCUCUGUGUAAACCUAUAUCAAUAAAAAAAUAAAAAGAACAAUAAUAAAAA